Quercus lobata is the source of this 761-nucleotide messenger RNA. RefSeq names its product MIZU-KUSSEI-like protein (Protein of unknown function, DUF617). Lineage: Eukaryota; Viridiplantae; Streptophyta; Magnoliopsida; Fagales; Fagaceae. The coding region runs from base 1 to 759 and encodes 252 amino acids. Gene Ontology annotation, biological process: hydrotropism. The transcript has a single exon. The record is from RefSeq and is a predicted model, not a curated record.
AUGGCGGUGUCAAAGCCUCAACCGCCGUCACUACCACCACCACCGCCGCCACCAGCAGCCGUGGAGGGUAAGCCCCACCCUACGAAUACCCGGCCACCUAUCUCCCUCCAACCAUCACAUAAUAAAAAGAACCACCCUUCAAAAUCUAAUCGGCUUUUCAGGCGCUUUCGAACAGUUUUCCGGUCAUUUCCAAUAAUAAACAUCCCGUCGUGCAAAAUGCCCGUCUCCCUACACGGUGGCCGGUCCAAUGACGGGCACAUUCAUGGAGGGACACGCAUGACAGGGACCCUUUUCGGGUUUCGUAAAGCUAGGGUGAACCUUGCCAUCCAAGAAAACUCUAGGUGUUUGCCUGUUCUUCUUCUUGAGCUUGCAAUUCCCACAGGGAAGCUUUUACAGGACAUGGGGAUGGGGCUUGUAAGGGUUGCACUUGAAUGUGAGAAGCACCCGAAUGAGAAGACCAAGAUUAUCGAUGAGCCCAUAUGGAGCUUGUAUUGCAAUGGGAGAAAAUCAGGGUAUGCUGUGAAGAGAGAGGCAACGGAUGAUGAUUUGAAUGUGAUGCAAAUGCUGCAUGCAGUGUCAAUGGGAGCUGGGGUUCUUCCAAGUGAAGUAACAUCGGAUCAACAAGAGAGUGGUGAUUUGAUGUACAUGAGAACGCAUUUUGAACGAGUUGUUGGAUCGAAAGACUCUGAGACAUACUAUAUGCUGAAUCCUGAUGGCAACAAUGGCCCUGAAUUGAGUAUCUUUUUUGUUAGAAUAUAAUA